Penicillium subrubescens is the source of this 309-nucleotide messenger RNA. RefSeq lists its product as uncharacterized. The transcript is spliced from 4 exons. The record is from RefSeq and is a predicted model, not a curated record. Bases 1 to 309 code for a protein of 102 amino acids. NCBI's taxonomy places the organism in Eukaryota, Fungi, Ascomycota, Eurotiomycetes, Eurotiales, Aspergillaceae.
AUGCACGGCCUCAAACAACUCACAGUCCUGAGCCUGAUGCUUCUCUCCGUCACUGCUAAGGAGGCUGCAAAGAGGACCAUGGUUGGUAUCGAGACUGAAAAGGGCAGCUAUGGGAAAGAUGUGGAACUAGAAGACUGUGUCGAGCUUGACGAGGAGGAGGUUUACACUAUCUCCAUCAAAAAGCAUUGUCGCGUAUUCACUGGCCCUCUAUGCACCGGUCGAAACACCCUCCUCAGCCCUGGCGACCACUCCAACGCUGAACCUGUCCCGAUUACAUCGAUCUACUGCCAUGCAAAGGCGCCUUUCUAA